Messenger RNA from Dothidotthia symphoricarpi CBS 119687, 1107 nucleotides. RefSeq lists its product as uncharacterized. Gene Ontology annotation, cellular component: mitochondrial intermembrane space. The transcript is spliced from 4 exons. Bases 289 to 657 code for a protein of 122 amino acids. Lineage: Eukaryota; Fungi; Ascomycota; Dothideomycetes; Pleosporales; Dothidotthiaceae. Gene Ontology annotation, molecular function: zinc ion binding. Gene Ontology annotation, biological process: protein import into mitochondrial intermembrane space. The record is from RefSeq and is a predicted model, not a curated record.
GCGUGUCAAGGCGACCCUGACCACGGAACCCGGAACAGGCUCAGCAAAGGGGGGAUCGAUCGACUGAGACGGCCGUUGGGGAGCAGCGCGUCGCUCAGAGCUGACGUCGCCCCGAGUUUCCCUCUGCCCCGAGACCCUUAAGGCGAGCGGUGCCAGCCAACGCAAGGCGAUCAGGCACAGCCAGGCACCGGCGAAUUACACACGAGACGGCGCAGACCGACGGCCCAACCGCCCACCCAAACCUCACCUCGACAAACACCGCGACACCUCCGCCCACCCGCCGCAGCCAUGUGCAAACACGUCCUCAACGCCCAGGUCGCCAUCCGCUCGCCGUGCUGCAGGAAAUGGUUCGACUGCGCCCAGUGCCACCAUGAAACGGCCGACCACCCGCUGCUGCAGAGCUUCGAGAUGAUCUUCGUGUGCAAAAAGUGCAAGAAGGCCUUUCGCAAGGACUCGCGCGAGUUCGAGGACAGCGACGAGUACUGUCCGCACUGCGACAACCACUUCGUCCUGGACGCCCUCACGCCAAAGGCCUCGCUGCAGGUAGAAGGUGAGGAUGUUCGCAAGGACGCCAGGAUGCUUAGGGACGAGCGCGUGAGGGCCGAGGAUCUACGAACCAUAUUCGAUGUCAAGGAGGCUCCCGACAAGCUGGGUUGAAGGACAGCGACAGACACAAGGCACAUGCCAACGUCCACCACAGCGCCGCGUCGAGCAAUCAUCACAACCAUCACGUAGAGGAGGAGGGGGCAUGUACCACAUCACAAAAGUGAGGUUAUGCGUGCUAGAUAUGCCUUAUUUUUGAGCACUAGCUGGUCGUGUCUGUAGAGUACAGAGUCAUCAAGUCUAUCACCUAGACGCCAAUGCUGUUCAUGUUGGUUCCGUCAUUCGUCAUUCAUCUUCAAGCACCCGACCCAGAGCCCUCGGCUGGCGUUGGGCGCGUCAGGAUAGCCGCAGUGCCCGUUCCAGGCGUCCGUCCAGAUUUCCUGGUCGCCGCCUCUUCUUGCUUCUCCGUGUUGAUGUUCUCCACGUACUUCUCAAUGUCUUCCACUGGCAGCAUCUCGAGCGGCUUGCCUGGAGCCGAGACGGCAAUCUCAAUGUUCUUCGCUC